AUGGCAGACAAAGGCAAAAAGGGCAAAGGGGGGGUCCCUCCUCCAGCCGGCAAAGCCCAGGACACGAAGAAGGAGGAUGAUCCACAAGUAAAGACACUUCAGCCCAAGGAUGAAGUGGGCACGAGGAAGGGGUGUCGCCGCUACCAAUGGGAAUUAAAGGACAGCAACAAAGAGUUCUGGAUUAUGGGGCAUGCCGGGGUCAAGAUCCUGAGCGUGGGCUGCCUAAUAGCUGCGCUGGUCAUGUUCACUGGGACCGCAGUGCACCCCCUUCUGACACUCAUCAUCACCAUGGAACUGUCAGUCUUCGUGUUCUUCAUCAUUGUCAACUCCUUCGCCAUCCAGAGAUACAUGCCCUUCAUCCUGUGGCCCAUUUCUGACCUUCUCAAUGACCUGUUUGCCACGAUUUUCCUGGUGGGGGCUGUGAUCUUUGCUGUACAAAAUCGACAAACUAUGCCAAUGAACUACUUUAUUGCUGUGGUCCUUAUUGGUGUGGCGGCAUUUUUUCCUUUAAUCGAUAUAUGUCUUCAAAGAAAACACUUCAGAGGCAAGAAGGUCAAAAGGAAUGUGCUGGUUCCUCCUCCAAGAAAGGAAGAGCCAGAUGCAAAGCCAAAGGAAGAAGCAAAACCAGCGGAGAGGAAAUUGAGUUCUGCUUCCUCAGAACUGUGCAAGGAGGAGAUAGGAGUGACCUGGGAUCUAGUUGAGGCCUUGGUGGUGGUUGAGAAGUUGAAGGAGAUGAAAACAAUUUAA
Molossus molossus (Pallas's mastiff bat) is the source of this 747-nucleotide messenger RNA. RefSeq names its product CKLF like MARVEL transmembrane domain containing 2 (gene CMTM2). Lineage: Eukaryota; Metazoa; Chordata; Mammalia; Chiroptera; Molossidae. The transcript has 5 exons. The record is from RefSeq and is a predicted model, not a curated record. The coding region runs from base 1 to 747 and encodes 248 amino acids. Gene Ontology annotation, cellular component: membrane.